This is a messenger RNA of Triticum dicoccoides, 1815 nucleotides long. RefSeq names its product zealexin A1 synthase-like. The coding region runs from base 16 to 1815 and encodes 599 amino acids. The transcript is spliced from 4 exons. Gene Ontology annotation, molecular function: heme binding; monooxygenase activity; oxidoreductase activity, acting on paired donors, with incorporation or reduction of molecular oxygen. Lineage: Eukaryota; Viridiplantae; Streptophyta; Magnoliopsida; Poales; Poaceae. The record is from RefSeq and is a predicted model, not a curated record.
CUCCCACACCGCACAAUGAGGGAGUUGUGUCGCCAUCAUGGACCCCUGAUGUUCCUCAGGCUUGGCGAGGUUCCAACCUUGGUCGUCUCCAGCGCCGAGGCGGCGGAGCUGGUGAUGAGGACCCACGACCUAUCGUUCGCCUCCCGGCCAAGCAGCGUGACCAUCGACAUCGUCGGCUGCUGUGGGAAGGGGAUCGGCUUCGCCCCCUACGGCGAGCGCUGGCGCCAGAUGAAGAAGAUUUGCAUCAUGGAGCUUCUCAACGCCAAGCAGGUGAAGCGUGUGGAGUCCAUAAGGGCCGAGGAGGUGGGCCGCCUCCUCCGUUCCAUCGCGGCGGCCUCUGGUUUCGUCAACCUCAGCAAGAAGGCGUCGGCGCUGGCGAACGACAUCGUCGCCAUGGCCAUGUUCGGUGGCAAGUGCGCGGAAGAGAAGUCCGAGUUCGUCCUCGCGUACGACCAAGUAAGCGAGCUGGUGGCCGGGUUCUUCCCUCUUGACUUCUUCCCGUCGUCGCGGAUCGUGCGGCGGCUGAGCACCGUCGAGCGCCGCCUCCGCGGGAGUUAUGGCUGCAUUCAGCGCAUCAUUGCGAGUAUCAUCGAGAGCCGCAAUGCGGAGAUCGCUGCCAACGGGGAUCAAGAGGAUUUCCUGGGCGUGCUGCUCAGGCUGCAGAAGCAGGAUUCACUUGCUUUCCCUCUAACCCCAGAGACUAUUGGCGCCAUCAUGUUUGACAUAUUCGGAGGCGCUACUACAACCUUAGGAUCCACUGUAGAGUGGGCUAUAUCGGAGCUGUUGAAAAAACCCGAGACUAUGGCAAAGGCACAACUAGAGGUUCGAAGCGUUCUAGGUGCACUACGAGGUGUCAUCACUAAUACUGACCUUGGUGGACUCAACUACAUGCGAAUGGUUAUCAAGGAGGUUCUUAGGUUGCAUCCUCCCAACCCUAUGCUUGUCCCCCGUGAGUCGAGGGAGGACUGUGAAAUCAUGGGUUAUCACAUUCCCAAAGGCACAAAGAUACAUAUUAAUGCAUUUGCAAUUUCUCGGGAUCAAAGAUAUUGGUACAACCCAGAAGCAUUUAACCCAGAGAGGUUUGAGAAUAGCAAUGUUGAUUUUAAAGGAACAAAUUUUGAGUUCACCCCGUUCGGGGCAGGUCGUCGACAGUGUCCUGCGAUUCUGUUUGGCACGUCUGCCGUGGAGAUUGCAUUGGCGAAUCUUCUCUACCACUUCGAAUGGGUGCUUCCUGAUGGAGAGAAUUCACAUUUGUUGGACAUGUCUGAGACAUUUGGGAUGGGAGUAAGGAAAAAGGUAGAGCUGCAUUUGAGAGCUACUCCGUAUGUACACUCCGAUGCAGAUUGCAGUAAUACUUUCUUUCCAUCAAGUAAAGAUAUGGACACGGAAUGUAAUGCAUAUCGAUAUGCCGGACGCGUCAUCCUCGUCGCUGCCGCGGCCGGUGGACGAGGAGCCCGAGUCCCCAGGAGGCAGCACGAGCAGCAGCUGGUGGUUCCCGUCGCCCUCCCCGGCCAGGCACCAUCACCGUCACCAGCGGCGCGGCAGGCCCGAUGGAUCAGGCGCCAACGGCGAUGGGAUCUCGAGGUUUGUGGUGUGCCUGAGGCCGCUGGUCCUCCCCAGCUCGGGCAGUCCUCGCCGGCGGUGACAGCAGCCGGACCUGUCGGGAACCGCCUCGCCUCCCUCCAGUUCGUCCAGACCCCGUCGGGAUCGGGUCAUCUCUGCCCGCGUCGUUGGGGCUGCAUCGCCGGCGCGGCCACGCCGCUGGCGAAGAAGAGCUCGUCCAUGGAGCUGAUUGCUUUUUUUAUUUUGACGUAA